AGAGAGAGAGAGAGAGAGAGAGAGGAAGCACGGCCAUGGCGAUGCAGAGCCUGAGAAGGGGAGCGAUGAGGAGCAUCGUGAGAGGAAUGGUUAAGCCUCAGGUUUUGUAUCCUUUGUACAAGUCUAUCCAAUGCUCAUCAUAUGCCACUCAGAGAAUUGUUGAUAUUGGGCAGCCUACAUCCGUAUCGCAUCCUCAUUUACUUGCAGAAGGGGAGAUCACCCCAGGAAUUACAAGUGAUGAAUACAUUAGUAGAAGAAAACGACUUCUGGAACUACUUCCAGAGAAAAGCUUGGCUAUAAUUGCAUCUGCCCCUGUGAAAAUGAUGACAGAUGUGGUGCCAUAUCCAUUUCGGCAAGAUGCUGAUUACCUUUAUAUCACCGGUUGUUCACAACCUGGAGGUGUAGCAGUUUUGAGUGAUGAAAUUGGAUUAUGUAUGUUUAUGCCUGAUCCAGAUCCUCAAGAUGUGCUCUGGCAAGGCUCAAUCGCUGGAAUGGAUGCAGCAUUGGAUUAUUUUAAGGCUGACAAGGCAUUUUCCAUGAGUAAGAUGCGUGAGGUCCUUCCGGGAAUGAUUAGUCAUGCAACCAAAGUGUACCAUAAUGUGAUGACAGCUUUGCCGUCUUAUAUGGCAUUCGAGGCCUUCCGCGAGUUAGACCACAACAAUAAAGUUAAAGAUAUCUCAUACUUGACUCAUGAACUGCGAUGGGUGAAGUCAUCGUCAGAAGUUAACUUGAUGAGACAGUCUGCCUCUAUCGCUUGCCAAUCUCUUUUGCAAACAAUGUUACUUUCAAGGACAUCUCCUGAAGAAAGCAAGUUAGCAGCCAAGGUUGAAUAUGAAUGCAAAAUGAAAGGUGCACAAAGAAUGGCUUUUCAUCCUGUGGUUGGUGGCGGAGCAAAUGCGAGCGUUAUACACUAUUCACGAAAUGAUCAGAAGAUCAGAGCUGGGGAGCUUGUGUUAAUGGACAUUGGGUGUGAAUUCCAUGGUUAUCUGAGUGAUCUGACUCGAACAUGGCCACCUUGUGGUAGCUUUUCCUCUGCUCAGGAAAUUCUAUAUGAUCUCAUCUUAGAGACGAACAAAGAAUGUGUGAAGCUCUGUAAACCAGGCAUGAGCAUUCAGCAAAUACACAAUUACUCGGUUCAAAUGUUACAGAGAGGGCUUCGAAAGAUGGGAAUCCUGAAAGAUUCAAGCAUCAGUUCAUAUCAUAAACUGAAUCCAACUUCGAUAGGUCAUUAUUUAGGAAUGGAUGUUCAUGACUCGUCUAUGGUCAAGAAUGAACGCCUUUUGCAGCCAGGCGUUGUAAUAACAAUUGAGCCAGGUGUUUAUAUCCCGUCCUCCUGUGAUGUGCCAGAGAGGUAUCGAGGAAUAGGCAUAAGAAUCGAGGAUGAAGUUCUCAUCACUGAAACAGGACAUGAGGUGCUUACUGGAUCAAUGCCGAAAGAGAUUGCGGACAUUGCAGGUUUACUGAACUUUGAUAGAAGCAGAGGGACCGAAGUAUCCUGCUCUCCGGCUCAGCAGCAAGUGGAGUUCCAUUGAAAUGAAUUUGCUGUAUUCUACAAUUUUCAGUACUCAAGGUAUCCAUUUACUGUAACUGUCACAACCUCACAAGCUUGAGCGUGUUGAGAGCUUUGCUCGAGCCGUCCAUCGGCCGGGCUCGAGUUCUUGCUUGGUGUGUUUGGAACUCGGCUCGCUAGAGGGCAGGUUGGUGCAUAUGGUAGUGUGAUUUUCCACAGUACAAUGGCCAGGAAAGCUGGGUAAGAGAAAUCCCCUACUUAAAAACCAGCUUACUUUUAAAUCCUUCUAAAGUGAUAAAAUAUUCAUUAGAUCCUCUUUAACAGAGAUGUUUUGCCUAGUUGAAUUUUAAACAAACACUUUUGUUUAUCUGAAUGUAAUUUCCAUC
Molecule: messenger RNA, 1896 nt
Organism: Dioscorea cayenensis subsp. rotundata (Guinea yam)
Lineage: Eukaryota; Viridiplantae; Streptophyta; Magnoliopsida; Dioscoreales; Dioscoreaceae
Product: intermediate cleaving peptidase 55, mitochondrial
Exons: 14
Coding region: 36-1532 (498 amino acids)
Cellular component (GO): mitochondrion
Molecular function (GO): manganese ion binding; metalloaminopeptidase activity
Source: RefSeq, a predicted model, not a curated record